Messenger RNA from Anopheles funestus (African malaria mosquito), 456 nucleotides. RefSeq lists its product as uncharacterized. The transcript has a single exon. The coding region runs from base 1 to 405 and encodes 134 amino acids. Gene Ontology annotation, molecular function: peptidyl-tRNA hydrolase activity. The record is from RefSeq and is a predicted model, not a curated record. Gene Ontology annotation, cellular component: mitochondrion; cytosol. Lineage: Eukaryota; Metazoa; Arthropoda; Insecta; Diptera; Culicidae.
AUGAACACCCUCCGCACACUGUUUGCCCCGAUUAACGGUGGUAGUUCCGCCAUGAAAAUGGUGCUGGUGGUACGGUCGGAUUUGGGUUUGAAGAAGGGCAAAAUUGCGUCCCAGUGUUCCCAUGCGGCUGUUCUUUGCUGCAUGCGGGCAUCAGCCGGAGCGACCGGUAAGAUCAAACUAGACACGUGGUUAAUGCAGGGCCAACCGAAGAUUGUGCUUAGGGUAGAAAGUUUGCAGGAGAUGCAUUUAUUGACGGAACGGGCCGAAGCUAUCGGUGUGAUUGCCGAGAUAGUACGAGAUGCCGGCAGAACACAGGUCGCAAGCGGAACGGAAACUGUGCUAGGACUGGGCCCAGAUCAUAGGGAAGCGAUAGAUUCAUUAGUGGGCAGUUUGAAAUUGCUGUAGUUAUCUGUAAAUGAUGUGUUCAAUAAGUAGAUUAACCAAUUCUAAAUGUUA